AUGACGCAACCACACAACUUUGUUGAACAUUUGGUUUCAUUGAUGGAAAAAACUACGACUCGGAAAAAUGUAGAAGAUGAAAAAUCAUUCAUAAGACAAUUGGUGUUGUUUUCCAAACAAGAUUUAAAUCAAUUAAUUGAAGAUGUUUUAUUUAGAGAAUUGGAACACAUCAUGACAAGUAGCGACACUGUGAGCACAGAGCCAAUUUCACAAAAUCAUCAGAAACAAUCAAAAGUAGACAUGAUUUAUUAUUGUCUGCUGACAUUGAAUGUUCUUUUUGAUGAAACUCAUCCAAAUACUCCACAACAACAUUACAGGUAUUUUAUUGAAAGCGUUUGUUUACCAAUACUUUUCCCCUCAUUCACUGCCACUCAAGCAGGGCCAUAUGGAAACGCUACCUCUUCGUCGACACUCGUUAUGGAAAUGGAUCGAACAAGCCCUAAAGUUCUAUCACUAGCGCUAGAUAUUCUCGUACAAGAUUUAUCACGAGAAAUUCUCAAAAUUGAAGACAAUUCUGACUCAUUCGAGAAAAUUCCACUCUUAAAUUAUUGCAUUUAUACUUUGAGUAGCAGUUUGAAUAGCUCUAUUCAAAAAGAAUCAAAUGAUUCAGAGACAUCUCAGAGCCUCAACAAUGAUGAACAUUCCAUUUCUAAUAUCAUUCUCUUUUCAAAAUAUUUAUUGGAUUGUCAAGAUAUUUCAAAUACCCAAGUCAUGGAACAAUAUUUUGAAAAAUUAUUUGAUCUAUUCAUUAAGAAUCGUGGAGUACUGAAAUUUGGAUUGACACUAUCAUCUCUCCAAACAUGGAAUAUUGACAUUGCAGUGGCAGAAAGAUUAAGAAAGUGUUUCUUCCUGAAUUUAAUGCCACACUUCAUUCAGCACAGUUAUCGAAAUUCCAACAAUUCAAGAGAACACUUGCGUGAAAUUUUGCAGGUGAUUCAAAUUAUGAAUCAAUGCUCCCUGUUGCAAGAUAGUGACACAUUUUUACAAAAUAUUUCUUCCGAUUCAAAAACCAAACAAUUAUUUUUCGAACAAUUAUUGCACGAAUCAUUGAUGCUUCUCUGUCAAUGGUACGAUGAGUUUUUCAAAAUUGAUCUUGAUUCUCAAUCCUUUACCCUAGAUUUGAGACAAUUUGAAUGGAUAUGGGAAAGUAUUUUGGAAAACCUGGUUGUCAAUUCUGAGACAUUUAUUGGAAAGAGAGCUCUCUAUCUCAUCAAACGGCUAAUUCUUGAUACCACCUGUUCGUAUCCGUACAUGUCUAACACAGAGAAACUUUCUUCCUUCCUCACACAACCAAUCAUUCCAAAACAAGUUUUCGAGAAUGUCAAAGCAAGAGAAGCUCAAACAAAAAAGAAACAAGCCAAGAAAACAACUCAACACAACGAAGAGGAAAGCUCACUGUUAAAAAUUCAUGAAAUGAUUCAACAUCAAUGGCAAACAUUUUUCAUGAUUUAUGAAUCUUUAGAGAAUCAUUCUCUCCAUCUAAUCAAGCCUGUUUGGGAAUGUAUAUUUGAACUCAUCCCUAAAAAAACUGAAGAGAAACCAUUCAAGUAUUUUAUUGACCAGAGAUUUGUGAGAGUAUUGUGGAUUCGUGCAAUGAGGCAUGCAAACUUUGCUGUUGUAAAAUUAGUUGUCCAUUCAAUGCUUGAUCUUCACAAUACCAUUGAAGAUCGCGUCUUGAUUACAGCCAAUGACAGCAAUGAAAUUUUGGAGAAGAAUUUACUUUUGGACAAAUCAUUUAUGUGUGGAGAAUUUAUUGACUGCAUUGCAAUGUCAAAGCUUUUCACAACGAAACAAGACUACAUUGGAGAGAAGGUAUUUCUUUUUUUCGAUGCUUAUUUUGCUACUUUAGAAAAGAUUGGGUUGAAGAAGAAGUUUGUACAGGCUUUUAUUGCAAAAAUCGCUUCUGCUAGAUGGUCUAGAGUUGCUCUUUCUUUCUUUUUAUUAAUUCUAGUAAGAAUGAAAUUCUCAUCAGAAAAAGAGUAUUUAGACUUGAGUGAUUUUAGCGCAUUCUGUGAAAAAUUCGUUCUAUUCCAAUUAAGCGAGCAAUCUUUGUGGCUUAAACUAAGAUUGUACAGUUCAGCACUUGACGUCAUUGUAAAUUGUUUCAGUUUCAAGAAACUAUGUGACGAAAAUCCUCAGCAAUUGAUGGACAUUAUUGGAAAAUUAUUUAGCAGUGCUAGUUCUAUCGAUCCGCUAACGUAUUCUUCAGAUAUUGGCUUAUUGAGGCGACUUCGACAUUGGUUUGGCUCAUGCAGAGAGAGUUUUGAGAAGGUUUAUUUGACUUAUAUGCAAUCCUUGCUUAAUCACUUACUAUCAGACACAACCUCCAGUAUCAUGACAUACUCGAGCAUUGAAAAAUUUGCUGCUCUAUUGUAUUUCAUUCCGUGGAAUGAGAAUUCUAUCGAAGAACAGUGUCACACAGUGCUGUCGUUCAAUUUGUCAUUGACUUUUCCUCAAAUGUUAGAAAAACUCUAUACACAUACCCAAAUGGCACAUUCUGUCAAAAUUAGGAUGCUAGAUUUGCUAUCGGCCAUACUAAAUUCAUGCUUGUUUGUCACUACUUGUGACAGCAAAGAACAAUACAUAAUGAAGAAAGUCCAGGACACAAUUUGCUCCAUGAUCUUUACGAGAACCAAUUUAGAAAGUAUAUUAUUGUUCAUCCGAGGAGAGCUAUUGGCCACAUCUUGUACAAGUAUUCAAGAACUGACACAAUUUUACAACCAAAUAUUGAUGGAGAAGAAUUUUACAAUUUUCAAUUAUUCAAAUUAUGAUUGCUUUAAAGGGGUUGUGAAUUGCUUGCUUUGUGUUUCACAAUUUUUACUUGCUCAUCACGAAGACUAUGAAUACUUGCAAAGAGAAAUGCUUUAUCCUCUCUUGACAGAAAUUUCCACUCAUCUAACAAACUAUUUCGGAACUAUAACAAGUGGUAAUUUCCUUUCACUGCUGAUUGAGCAAUCGAUUGGCAAUACAACUAUGGAGGACAGCUCAAGAAAUGAUCAUAUUGGAAUGAUAACCUUGUUAGUGAACAAUAUAACUUUACGGUUAUUGUGUGUCGCCAAGGUGAUCUCCAUUGUUGAGAGUCAUUCGAGGAAUUUUUCCAAAAUUUCACAUCAUCUCAACACUAUAUUACCUAUAUCUUAUUUUAUUAUUCCAUCCUCAGCCUAUGGUUACAAGGAAUUAUUGGGAGAUGACUUUGAUUGGAUCAUGAAACCAAAUUACAUUAUUUCAGAAAUUUGUGACAAAAAAUGGGGAGCUAUCGAAUGUUUAAUGCCUCUGAUUUUCGAAGAGAAACAACAUGAGAUGAACGAAGAGGACAAGCAAAUUCUCAACACCAUUCGUCAUGACAAGGAAUUCAAUGUUGAAUUCCUCGAAAAGUGUAUGGACAGUUUAGACGUUCUUUCGAACGAGACAACUGUUCUCGUCAUUAAUUGCCUGAAAUAUCUCAUUCGAAACAUGUUAAUUCAAAACGAGAAUGGCUUGAACUUUAUUGAAAUUGACAAACUGAAGAGAUGCAUCAAUACUGCUUGGUCCCUUUUGAAAGGAUCUACAGGUGCUGAAGGAGGAACCCAUGGCCACAGAUAUACCAAUGAGCAUGUGAACAUGGCUGCAUUCUUUGAAAUUGUUUUAGAUUUUAAUAUUUGCAAAAAUCCAGCUCUCUAUGAGGCGUUAGAGAUUUCAAAACUUUGCGAAAAGAUUUUCACGGAAUAUGCAAAGAGUGUUGCAAAGCUUGGACUUGUUCUUGGUUUGCAGUUCAUCAAAUCGUUUGCAUCCAAAAAGUGGAGAGAGUUACCGAACACUGCCAAUGUAUCUAGAAAACACAUGAUUUCUGAUUUUGUUUCGUUAAUCUUUUAUUGCCCAGAAGCAAAUGAGUAUGACGAACUUGAAGAAACAGAACGAGCAUUUAAAUCGUUGUGCUCAUAUUGCAAAGAAGAAACAGCUUCUGACAGUAACCACAACUCCAAGCAACGAACCUUGACCUAUCCUGCAAUGAUCAACGCUCCAAAAAUCUUAAAGAGUGCCAUCUUUUGUAUGAUUGAUGGAUUGGAUACUGACAAAGAUCGAGAAUUUAUCAAAACAUUGGUGGGCCACCUGGUUGAAAUGAAUAUUUCAAAUGCAUAUCUAAAGAAACAACCAAUCAUGCCUGGAUCACCUAAACAUUGUAAAAAGAUUCGAAUUUGGCAAAUUCUGUGCAUGCUAGCUCCCUUGAUAGAUUUAGAAAUAUUACAGUCCGUGAAUUUAUUACAUGAAACGAAUGGUUCUGGAAAAGUUUGGGAUUGCCUCUUCUUGGACAAUCCACCUUCAGUUCGAAAAUUACAAGAACUAUUUACAUUGGUGAUGUUAUUGAAAUUCCCUUUAUUGGGGUUCCAUUCUCUUCAUUGUCGUUUGGUAGAGGACAUGAAUGCCAGACAGCAAUAUUUAAGCUCGGUCGUCUCUCUUGUUGGAAAUGUAUUAAUUUAUUCUCCAGAAGACUUGUUGUUGCAAGACUCGACCGUGGAUCCUAAGAAUAAUUGGCUACAUGUGUUAUUGAACGGGCUCUUUGUUUAUUCUACCUCAAAUUUCCACACAGUACGUGUAGUGACACAUAUCAUGCUGAGAAAUAUUAUCUAUCGAAUGGAAGAAAUGAACAACAAGAAAGGACAAGACAUGAUGAAAAAUAAUGACUUGUUGAAACGAGUGUAUUACUUUUUACAUAACUCUCAGAACGUGCAAAAGUGGCUUGGAAAAUACGAAAGUACCAUUGUUGUAGAGCCCGUAAAAACAGCUCAACAAUUAUUUUUGAAUUAUUUCUAUGAAGGCACCAAUUUGGUGAAUGACAAUCCAACAGAAUAUCACCUAAAAACAAUGAUGGAAGAUAUAGAUUUAGUAAUUUAUUCUCUAUUUUACAUAUCCACCAUGGGUUUCACCAAGGAUUUAUUCGACCGAAUGUUCAAACCUCAAUUCGGAGUGAGUACCAUUAAUGCCAUCAUGAACAGUCUCAUUGAUGUGGAAGGAAAUCAGCAAUCGCUCACAACCUCAAUGAUUCCAGUUGGAUCUAUUGAUGAUUUCACAACCAUUUCUGUCUUGUGUCAUGUUGCAAGAACGUUUACCGCUGAAUGGAGAGAACAUGUGAUCCCAUCAAGCCAUAACAAAAAACAUGCCUCGAUUAUUUACAAAGGUCUCGCCAGCGUUUUCGAUUCGUCAAUUAUUGAGAAAUUCCGUGUGAAAUUUGGAUUAACAGAAACGAAUCCAUCCAUGAUGGCAGAUGCACAGAUCGAACAAGAGAAUGAGGAAUCGAAUGAGGAACAACAAAAUUCAGAAGACCUUAAUGAUUCUACACAAUUGAAUUUCCAAAGAAAAAUUACACCAUGGUCGGAAAUGGAAAUUCAAAAUGAAUUGAAUCCAAGAGCUGUCAUUGAAAAAUCUAGAAAACGACAAUCCGUCAUUAUGAUUGCUUCACUUGUGGAUCGAAUUCCAAACUUGGCAGGACUUUCAAGAACGUGUGAAAUCUUCGCAGCAGAAAAACUCAUUCUUCCACAUUUGAACGUUCUCGAAAUGGAUGAAUUUAAAACAAUAUCAGUGAGUGCAGAAUAUUGGAUUCCAGUUGAAGCUUGCCAACCUACAGACCUACCUCAAUAUCUCUUACAAAAGAAACAAGAAGGUUACGCCAUUGUCGGAUUGGAACAAACUUCCACGAGCGUCAUGUUGCCCAAUUUCCAAUUUCCAGAAAAGUGCUGUAUUUUGUUGGGCAAAGAAAGAGAAGGAAUUCCAGCCGAGUUAUUGUCCUUGUUAGAUGUUUGUGUGGAAAUUCCCCAAUUAGGCGUGUUGAGAAGUUUGAAUGUCCAUGUCAGCGCAUCAAUAAUGUUAUACAAGUAUACAGAACAGUUUAUGAAAAACUAG
Molecule: messenger RNA, 5877 nt
Organism: Naegleria lovaniensis
Lineage: Eukaryota; Heterolobosea; Eutetramitea; Acrasida; Naegleriidae
Exons: 2
Coding region: 1-5877 (1958 amino acids)
Biological process (GO): tRNA methylation
Molecular function (GO): tRNA (guanine) methyltransferase activity; RNA binding
Source: RefSeq, a predicted model, not a curated record